Molecule: messenger RNA, 5532 nt
Organism: Portunus trituberculatus (swimming crab)
Lineage: Eukaryota; Metazoa; Arthropoda; Malacostraca; Decapoda; Portunidae
Product: fatty-acid amide hydrolase 2-A-like
Exons: 14
Coding region: 537-2222 (561 amino acids)
Source: RefSeq, a predicted model, not a curated record
UACCUCGCCGCUCAUAGUUGACGCUCUGUGACUGCCCUGUCAAGUGAAGGAUUAACAUGUGAAAUACCGGAGUUUAGCAAGUGUGCAGUGUUUCAGACUACUGAUACAUUCCAAGCUUGAAAACCUCACCAUAUAUAUAUAUAUAUACGUGAUCCCUUGGUUUAUUCACGUUAUGUUAUUCUGCUCAGACCAGUAUAUAAAUUUAACACGAAGAGAGCUACCAAGGUCGACAGUGUUUUCGCAAGCAUUUUCUUCAUUUGACACUACAAACUAAAUAACCUCGCCUCCUGUACGUGACAUCAGGUUUGCAACACUGCGUUACUCGGGACAGUUAAGUAGGUGGUGUAUACAUACGAAAUACCAGGGUAGCCGUAGUCUGCAACCUUUCACAAGCACUUUCCUCAUCUGACACUUGAGAGCAUUACCUCCCAUGCGUGACAGUGCAAAUCUUCCUCGCUCAGUCACUCCCAGUCAGCAGACUCCUUGUUACCUUCACCCAUUGGCGUCUGGAAUAUAGGUGUUGGUAGUGAGUUGGCAUGGCAGGCUCAGGUCUGAAAAAGCAGGCAAGCCGUCUUCGCUCACACUUCCAGCGGCACAGUGGUGCGACCCAGGAGGUGGUGGAGACCCCAAGCACAGUUAACAGGAUGUGGUGGAUGGAUCUGCUGCUGCGCACCUUCAGGCUUGUCCUGGAAGCUGCGUCACGACUCAUCUUUGGCAUCAUGUACCAUGGCAUCACACACACCCCUCUGCCUCCCAUCACCAACCUUGUGCUUCUAGAGUCUGCAACAGCUCUUGCAACUAAGAUCAGGACAAGAAAGCUGACCAGUGAGGAGGUAGUGAAGUCAUUCAUUGCUCGCAUUAAAGAAAUCAAUCCGAUCCUGAACUGUGUGGUUGACGAUCGCUUUGAAGACGCUCUGCAAGACGCAAAGGAAGUUGACGAACUUAUUCGCCUUGGUACAAUGGAUGAGGCAACACUGGCCAAGACAAAGCCAUUCCUGGGUGUGCCAUUCACCACCAAGGACUGCUUUGCUGUGAAAGGAUUGAAGCAGACAGCUGGACUAUGGAUAAGGAAGGACAUGGUGGCUGAGGAAGAUGCUGAUGCUGUGAGGGUGAUGAGGGAGGCUGGUGGUAUUCCCCUGUGUGUGACCAAUGUUUCUGAGCUGUGUAUGUGGUGGGAGAGUUCCAACACCAUAUACGGAAGGACCAACAACCCUUAUGUCAACUGUAGGAUUGUUGGAGGUUCAUCUGGUGGUGAGGGCUGCCUCCAGUCGGCCUGUGGUGCUCCAUUUGGCAUCGGCUCUGACAUUGGGGGAUCCAUCCGCAUGCCUUCCUUCUUCAAUGGAAUAUUUGGCCACAAGCCUACUUAUGGUAUAGUGAGCAACCUUGGGCAGGAGCCAGUGGCCUCUGGGGAAGCCAAGGAAUUUUUGGUAACAGGUCCAAUGUGUAGGUAUUCCCAGGAUCUUGGUCCCAUCCUGAAGGUCCUUGGCGUUGGCAACUCCCAUAUGUUGAAGCUUGACCAGAAGGUGGACAUCCGCAACCUGCGCUACUUCUAUAUAGAGGAUGACGGCGGCUCCCCAAUGGUGACUCCCGUACAGACUGAACUCCGAGAUGCUCAGCGCAAGAUUGUCCAGCACCUUGAGAAAGCAUAUGGCAUCAAGGCUAAGAAGAUUACUCUCAAGAAACUAAAGGCAUCUGUGUUUAUAUAUUUUGCCAAGCUUGGUAGUGUAGAAGAAGCCCACACAUUCUGCGAAGAACUGGCAUUGAAAAAGGGAAGCAUCAACGUGUGGACAGAAUUGGUCAAGUGGUGUUUGAGGUGUUCUAAGCACACCUUUGCUGCGCUGCUGCUUGGUGUGCUGGAGAAACUCAACAACCACAACAAACACACAGAAAACUUCACCAAACUCCUUGCUAUGUGUAAUGACCUCAAGCAGGAAAUGAAAGAGCUUUUAGGAGAUGACGGGGUGCUGCUCUUCCCAAGCCAUCCUACUGUGGCACCAUACCAUGGCCAGCCACUCUUCAGGCCCUUCAACUUUGCUUACACUGCCAUCAUCAAUGUUAUGCUGCUCCCCUCCACACAGUGCCCUCUUGGUCUGGGUUCUGAAGGUCUGCCUCUUGGUAUUCAGGUUGUGGCCAACCACUACCAGGACCACCUCAGCCUGGCUGUAGCCACUGAGUUAGAGAAAGCUUUUGGUGGCUGGGUCUGUCCAUCAGAAGUUAAAUGAUUCACCUUUAAGUUAAUAUAUUGGUGUUUCUUGGAGCACAUUUUGUCCUAUACAAUCUAUUUAGUACUAUUUCUUCACCCAAGAUUCUUGAUUUUAAAGAUUUAUGUCUUUUUAUCAUUGUGUGUUUGACUAUGGAUAACUUUUGCACAUUUAUAUAGUAUUUAAGUGUUGAUAACUUAAAAUAUUUUGUCUGUUGUUGAUUUUAUCAGUGUGGAGUAUUUAUUUGAGUACAAGAGGGAGUAUUAUAAUUUUAUGAGGCUACACGUGGGUUAUGGGAAUAGCAUAAUGUGGAUAGUGAAAUAUGAAUGAGAUGCCUGAGAAACAUAUAUGUAACAUGUAUGAGAGAGGAAUGAGAGCACAGACAACUGGUGUUUUAGGAGGGUUACCAGACUGGGCAGAGCAGUGCAGAGAAGAGGGUGUGACGGCUUGUGCUUAUAGAUAGUGGAAAAAUAACAUUCAGGGAAGAUGAUCUGAUGCACGAGAUGUAACUAUGGUUUAGGAAAAAAAAAUGUGAAAGUUGAGUAAAAUUAUUUAUUAACUUCCUAACCAUAUACAAAGAUAAUAAUCUCCAUGACUAGUACUAAGUGUAUGAUAAUUACUCUUUAGUUUUGUUUCAAGGCACAGCUCAUAGCAAUUAUUACCCAAUGCCAGAUACAGCACAAUGAGUUUGUCCCUGUUCAAAAACCAAAGAAUGACCCAAAGGUUCCCUCGGUGGUCCAUCAUUACCACGGCUGGCUUUGUCACCACUGUUUCCCCUACCUGAGUUUACACAUUCAGCACAACAACCACUGAAUUAUGUUGAGAGGUGCAACAAUGAACUAGAAUUUUGCCUCCAUUAUAACAUGACUUCAACUGUAAUUUUAUAGCAAAGGUAAAAUCACAUGAGCCAGACACAUAAGGAAAUUCUUGACACAACAUUAAUGAAAUUGCUGACAAUUUUAGACAUUACAAUAUAUGAAAAUAAAGGAAGCUGCAGGUAACCUUCAAACCUUAAUGUGGCAGUUCCUGUAGACAACAACUACUAACUAAUAGUUCCCAGAUGCUCACCAAUGGCAGGUAAACUUCAAAAAGGAAAACAUUGGAAUUUGGCAAAGUCAGCCAGUGGCUCAAAGAAGCUUCAUGUUCCCCAGUUUUCCAUUCUGUGCUUCUAACCUUUAUCUCUGAAAGUUCAAAGUAUUAGGUCAGUGUCUUUUCAUCUCAAUACACCACACCAUCCUUAGGGACCUCGUAGUGUGUGUGUGUGUGUGUGUGUGUGUGUGUGUGUGUGUGUGUGUGUGUGUGUGUGUGUGUGUGUGUGUGUGUGUGUGUGUGUGUGUGUGUGUGCAUGUACAUAUGUGGGUGUGUCAUGAGCUAGAAGUGUUGUAUAUAUUUUUAUCCAGUACUGUUUUGAAAAAAUUUCUCACUCAAAUUCAGUAUUGCUUUUUUCAUUAAUAGAUUCUUUAUAAGUUUAUUACAUUUAAGAAAUAUAUUUCAUUUAAUCAACAUUCAUUCAAAUUCUGACGUAUUUAUUUAUUGGAAGUACUCUUAGCAAGGACUUUGAUAGUUUAGUUUAAUUGAUUUGCUGUUACUUCCUCAGGGAAUGGCCUUGAGUGGGGUGAGCAUGAGAACAUUAGUGUGCUUUCUUUAAGUAAUUUUAUACUUAUAUUUGAAAGGAAAUAGCUGUAGGAUCUCUCUAGUGUUCUAUGGUCUGUGGGCAAAUUAUUCCAUAGAGUACGUACAAGUAGAGGACAUUAUAUUGUCACCUUUGAUAUUUCAAAAAGUAAAUAAGAAAUAUUUAGAUGCAGAAAUGAAAUAUAGGAGCAACAAAGGUAUUAUACUAAACACAUAUCAAUAAAUGGGGAUAUUGGUUAAUUAUAAAUAGGAUAAAAAGAUAUAAUAAUAAAGAUGGCAAAAUUAUAGUUAAAGCUUCACAGCUGAGCCUUUCUUGUUUUGUGCAGAUGUUUAGCAAUGCCAGCAGUGGAGUAGUGAGGCUUUGGUUUGUUCUGUACUGAGCACCAGCAUGACUACUUUUUUUGCAUAUAUCAUUCAUACUCCUAACAUGCAUGUAGAUGUAAUAUACAUGCAAAUAUUUUUAACACAUUCUCUCUCUCUCUCUCUCUCUCUCUCUCUCUCUCUCUCUCUCUCUCUCUCUCUCUCUCUCUCUCUCUCUCUCUCUCUCUCUCUCUCUCUCUCUCUCUCUCUGUUGAAAUGUCGCUGGACAGCACAAGGGUAUCCAGUGGUACAGGGGAAAGUGAACAUGAAAGAUGAUUAUUAGGCUGUAUUACUGAAAUAGGACUUUGAUAGUGCUAUUGGUAAACUAAACACUUAGCAAUAUGUUUAUUGAUGCUGACAGUGCAUUCAAACAGCUCUCACUGUUUCUGCAUGAGUUGAGAUCAUGCAAAAUUACUCAUAGUUUGGUUUUGAUUACUGCUAACAGGUUUGUUAUUCAGACUUACAUGAAUUAUAAUUUACUCUCCUUAAAAUUAUAUCUUUGUCUAAGAUAUUUUUAGUCUAGAUUUUUUUUCCAUUUUCAUUAAUGAUUUAUAAAUUGCCCAAUAUUUUAAGGUGAUUCAGUAUGGUAAUUCAUUGCAUUCUUGCUCUUUAUUGUUUUCAUAUAUUCAUCUGACCCCCACCAAAGCUAUGGUAUUACGUAGUCAAGUAUCAUGUACUCUUCUGAGUAGCAUCUAAUGUAGAACAAAAAAAAAUUUUGAAAGAAUUUUUAAAUGUAAUAAGUAUAUUGUAUUCCCAUGGAAAUCCAUCUCCUUAACUGAAAUGAGAUUAUAUUCCUUUGCUACUUGAAGGCUGCAAAGGACUCAAGGACACAGUGCAUGAUAGCAUUGUGAGAUCUCCAGACAGUGAUGUCGUGUGUCUGUGAUACACAGCGAAAUGAAAGCAUGACGCUGUGUGCUGUGCAAUGAGCCAAUUGUAAACUGAUAGUGCCAAUUCAUUUAGAUCAUUGGUUCUGUGGUGUAUUGUAUUUGAUCAUUAUUCCAAUGCCUGGUGUGAAGGUACAAAUGUAUACAUCACUGGGUGAGUUAUAGUUUGUAACCUAGGUAGUGCAUAAACUUAGCUUAGUGUCUGCAAGAACUGUUAUAGUACAACUGUUUGUUAUUAUCUUACAAAAUGUCAUGGCUGGAGUGAAUAGAUACCUGCAAGUAGUGUUUCAUACUGUGCAGCAAGAAAAAGGGUAUUUUUGUUCCUCGGUGUCAUUGCAGUGAGAUGCUUUCCUGUAGAAAGAGUGCAUCUGUACACCAGUUGUCGUAUUUGAAGCGAAUGUAAGGAUGGCAUUCCAUCCAUAGAUUAAAUAUACUUUUAUUAUGAAGCUGUUGUA